Messenger RNA from Trichomycterus rosablanca, 2058 nucleotides. It is a transcript of the gene pdha1a, whose product is annotated as pyruvate dehydrogenase E1 subunit alpha 1a. The transcript is spliced from 12 exons. Gene Ontology annotation, biological process: pyruvate decarboxylation to acetyl-CoA. Gene Ontology annotation, molecular function: pyruvate dehydrogenase (acetyl-transferring) activity. Gene Ontology annotation, cellular component: intracellular membrane-bounded organelle. The record is from RefSeq and is a predicted model, not a curated record. Lineage: Eukaryota; Metazoa; Chordata; Actinopteri; Siluriformes; Trichomycteridae. Bases 35 to 1714 code for a protein of 559 amino acids.
GAUGUGAGAGGCUCUCAGCUGCUGUAGCAUUAGCAUGAGGAACAUGAUCACUCUAAUAAACAGCGUGCUCAGAGGCUCCAAACAUUCACCCAUGCGCGUGGCUGUCCUGCAGCUCCUAAAGGUGCAGAGCGAGUACGCAGACAUGACCUCUGACCCUGACCCUAAAAACACCACGCCUUCCGCCCACACGACCACAAACUCCGACAGUAUCACGACUGAUUGGACAGAAUCUCUGGAGUCACGUGAUCAGUUUAAGGCGGCGACUGCACUCACUGAAUCAGAAACAAAACUCAGAACCGUAACGGCGGAGGAACCGGUAGUAGAUCCGGCGCUAAACGAGAGGUUAGCCAGCGCUCCCGUAGUAAACCCGUCGUCUCCUGAGAAACACACUGAUUGGACGGAGAUUGUGAUGUCACACAGUUCCUUUAAGGCGGAGCUAAUGAUGGACCCAGUUUUAGAACCCCGAACCACACCACACCCUGCACCCCCCACCGGGGGCAGCCAGAGCGCCGAACGAACGUCGCAGCGACGUCCAGAAAACGUCCCGAGCCAGGCGGGAGAGAGCGGCGUAGCCGAGCCACAGCUAGCUGGGAGCAGGGCGGUGGUGUCGGCCAGAACGUACGUGGACUUCACCCCUCAGGCCUCCUUCGACAUCAAGAAGUGUGAUGUGCAUAAGCUGGAGGAGGGGCCCCCGGUGCAGGCGCUUCUGACCCGGGAGGAGGGGCUGCAGUACUACAGGACCAUGCAGGUGAUGAGGAGGAUGGAACUGAAAGCUGAUCAGCUCUACAAGCAGAAGAUCAUCCGGGGCUUCUGCCACCUGUACGACGGUCAGGAAGCGUGUGCGGUGGGUAUCGAGGCGGGUAUCAACCGAACAGAUCACCUGAUCACAGCCUACAGAGCCCACGGGUACACACUCACCAGAGGGGGCACGGUCCGGGAGAUCAUGGCUGAACUGACGGGUCGGCGGGGUGGUAUUGCUAAAGGAAAAGGCGGCUCUAUGCACAUGUACGCAAAGAACUUCUAUGGAGGAAAUGGAAUUGUGGGAGCUCAGGUUCCUCUUGGUGCUGGAGUCGCUCUGGCCUGCAAGUACCUGGGCAAGAACGAGCUGUGUGUCAGUCUCUAUGGUGACGGGGCGGCCAAUCAGGGUCAGAUCUUUGAGACCUAUAACAUGGCGUCUCUGUGGAAGUUACCGUGUAUCUUCAUCUGUGAGAAUAAUAAAUACGGGAUGGGAACGUCUGUGGAGAGAGCAGCAGCCAACACCGACUACUACAAACGAGGAGAUUUCAUACCAGGACUGAGGGUGGACGGUAUGGACGUCCUGUGUGUACGUGAGGCCACCAAAUUUGCGGCGGAACACUGCAGAUCAGGAAAGGGUCCCAUCCUGAUGGAGCUCCAGACCUACCGUUACCAUGGACACAGCAUGAGUGAUCCAGGCGUCAGUUACCGUACCCGUGAGGAGAUCCAGGAGGUGCGCAGUAAGAGCGACCCCAUCUCCAUGCUGAAGGACCGCAUGCUCAACAACAACAUGGCCAGUGUGGAGGAGCUGAAGGAGAUCGAUGUUGAGGUGAGGAAGGAGAUUGAAGAUGCUGCUCAGUUCGCCACCACAGACCCCGAACCCCCUCUGGAGGAUCUGUGUAACCACGUCUACUGCAACGAGCCCCCCAUCGAGGUGCGCGGCACCAGCCCCUGGGCCAAGCUCAAAUCCGUCAGCUAAACGGCUCCCAGAUACCCGAAAUAUACCGAUAAUACCCACCAUAUCAGCUCUGCACCCCGUCAAGAGAUAAAGGGCCGGAUCAGGAAGUAGUGAUGUUAGAUGUUAGCAGCUGAUGUCAUGCUAACUCAUCUGGGUUUUGGUUACAGUUACAGUUCUCAGUAAUUUUGGGAUCUUUAAAAAUGCAUUAAUUUGGUUUUUGGCUCCCACGACGUUCUCAACAUCACGGCUGUGAAACUUCAUACAGAUCUGAACAUCUCUGAUUAUAAAAUGAUUUAUUUAUGUGUAUGAAAUGUAUUUGCCAACAAAUUUGUGCCUAAUAAUAAUAAAUCAAACAAUUUAUCGAA